AUGGCCCGGCGGCCCAGCCUGGGCUCACUGGAGGAGCAGCUGCGGUGCCCGGUGUGCCUGGAUGUGUUUGCGGAGCCGCUGAUGCUGCAGUGUGGGCACUCGUACUGCCGCUCCUGCCUGCACUCCAUGACGCUGGACCCCUUCGGCCAGCUGCAGUGCCCGGAGUGCCGCAGCGAGGUGGACGGGAUCAGCUCGCCGCCCAACGUGUCGCUGGCGCGGGUGGUGGACCUGCUGCGGGAGAUCGACGUCUCCAGCGCCGAGCCGGAGUGCCCGGAGCACCGCAACCCGCUCAGCCUGUACUGUGAGGAGGACCAGGCCGUCAUCUGCGGGAUGUGCGGGAGCAUCGGAGCCCACCACAGCCACCAGAUCACCCCCAUCAGCAACGUCUACAGCCGCAUGAAGGAGGACAUCUCAUGUCUGAUGACGGAGCUGCAGACGCAGCGGAGGAAGCUGGAGGAACAGAUCUGUAAAAUGGCGCAUAACAAGUCCCGCAUAACCAACGAGUCUGACGUGCUGAAGUGGGUGAUCCGGAAGGAGUUUGGCGAGCUGCGGCGGUACCUGGAGGAGGAGGAAUCGGGGUUUAUGCAGACGGUGGAGAGCUCCGCCUCCGCGCUCAUUUCAUCCAUACAGACGCAGGUGGACGACAUGACGCUCGUGCUUGCCCGCUUCCAGGAAGCAGAGGCCACGCUCGAGGGCCUGAGCAACGAGACACACCUGGACUUCAUAAGGAAAUAUGGAUCCAUUGCUCCAAGGUUCAGAGAGUGCCAGCAGAAGCAGCAGAGAGAGGAGCGGUCCUACAGCUCCAUCACCUUCAAACCCGGGUUCAACCACAGCGACAUCAAGCUGACCGUGUGGAAGAGACUGCACAGGAGGGUCCUGCCUGCUGCGGAGCCGCUGCAGCUGGACCCCCUCACAGCACAUCCCCUGCUGCAGCUCUCCCUGGGGAACACGGUGGUGCACUGUGGGGUGCUGCCCCUGCGGCUGCCCCUCAGCGCUGAGCGUUUCAGCUACAGCUACUGCGUCCUGGCCAGCCGCGGCUUCUCCGCCGGCAAGCACCGCUGGGACGUGGGCGUGGCCGGCAAGCCGAAGUGGCGUCUGGGGCUCAUGAAGGGCACGACGGGGCGCAAGGCCAAACUGCCCAAGAGCCCCGAGGCGGGGGUGUGGCUGAUCGGCCUGAAGGAGGGCGGCGUGUACGAGGCCUUCGCCAGCCCCCGCGUGGUCCUGCCCCUCACCGCCGCUCCCGCCACCGUCGCCGUGUUCCUGGACUAUGAGAACGGCGAGCUGGCCUUCUACAACACCGACAGCCCCGACCAGCUGGAGCUCAUCUACCGCUUCAGCGCCGACUUCCAGGGCAAGGUGUACCCGCUGUUCGAUGUCUGCUGGCACGAGAGGGGCGCCAACAAGAGCCCCAUCACCCUGCCCCAGCCCCCCGCUCUGAAAUAA
Conger conger (European conger) is the source of this 1443-nucleotide messenger RNA. RefSeq names its product E3 ubiquitin-protein ligase TRIM50-like. NCBI's taxonomy places the organism in Eukaryota, Metazoa, Chordata, Actinopteri, Anguilliformes, Congridae. The record is from RefSeq and is a predicted model, not a curated record. The transcript has 6 exons. Gene Ontology annotation, molecular function: zinc ion binding; protein binding. Bases 1 to 1443 code for a protein of 480 amino acids.